CGCAGAGCGAAGCUAUCAUCUGGCGACCAUUCUCGAGUCUGUCUGUCCAACUCUAGAGUGAGAAGACUAUACAUACAGAAAUAUAGAUAUAUAGAGAGAGAGUAAAAGAAGAAGAAGAGGACGACAUCAUCAAUGGAUCCAUGUCCGUUCGUUCGUCUGAUAAUCGAAUCGCUUGCUCUGAAACUACCCUUGUCCACUAAACCAGCCGGUUCAGGUGUUUACCCCGCAACGACGCCGUGUUACUGCACUCUCCGGUUCAAAAACUUUCCUUCCCAAACUGCCCUCCUCCCUCUCUCCUCCGCCGCCGCCACCGACACUUGUCCGCCCUCCUCCGCCGCCUCCUCCUCCGGCUUCCACCUCGACUCCGCCACCGUCCGCAGCCUCUCCGGCAAGCCUCUCACCCUCCGCGUGUCCGUCUACACGGGCCGCAUGGGUCGCACUUGUGGUGUCACGUGCGGGAAACUCAUCGGCCGAGUCCGCGUCAGCAUUAAUCUCGACGGGGCUGAGUCGAGGGUCGCCGUGUUUCAGAACGGUUGGAUGAAGCUCGGGAGUGAACCGGACAAGCCGACCGCUCGGUUGCACUUGACGGUUCGGGCUGAACCGGACCCUCGGUUUGUUUUCCAGUUCGGGGGCGAACCGGAGUGUAGUCCGGUGGUUUUUCAGAUUCAGGGGAACAUAAGGCAGCCGGUUUUUAGCUGCAAGUUUAGCGCUGACCGGAAUGCCAGAUCACGCAGAUCUCUCCCAUCAGAUUUUACUACCAACAACACCACUAGAGGAUGGCUGAGAACCUUUUCAAGCGAAAGAGAAAAACCGGGAAGGGAGCGAAAGGGAUGGAUGAUUAUAAUCCACGACCUCUCUGGCUCCCCUGUUGCGGCUGCCUCUAUGAUCACUCCCUUUGUGCCUUCCCCGGGAUCUGAUCGUGUCUCACGAUCGAACCCCGGUGCUUGGCUCAUCCUCCGGCCCCAUGGAUACUCCGUCAGCAGUUGGAAACCCUGGGGCCGCCUCGAGGCUUGGCGAGAGAGAGGGCCUAUCUAUUGCUUGGGCUACAAAUUCGAGCUUGUUGCAGACACUGGCCUCACUAGUGGAAUCCCCAUCGCUGAAGGCACAAUGAAUGUGAAAAAAGGUGGGCAGUUUUGCAUUGACAGUCGACUUCAAGAUUCCGCGUUGAGUUCGUUGUCGCCAGUUCGAGGAUUCGUGAUGAGUUCAACGGUGGAAGGUGAAGGGAAGGUGAGCAAGCCUACGGUUCAAGUGGGGGUGCAACAUGUGACUUGUAUGCCUGACGCUGCUCUGUUUGUCGCUCUUUCAGCUGCCAUUGAUCUCAGUAUCGAUGCUUGUCGUCUUUUCUCACAUAAGCUUAGGAAGGAAUUUUUGCACGCGCAACAAGAAUCCUUUUCUUGAAACAAUUUUGUUUUGAAAAUUCUCUCUUCAUUUGCAGUGAUAACCAAUGAGUCACUACUCGCUCGCUUAUGGUUUGAGCAUUGAAGACAUUUCCAUCCCCCCCACCCCAAUUCUUUCACCCUGAUUUUUUCGUAUCCAAAUAUUAGAUUUUUUUGUUUGCUUUUGGGGUGAAUCUAGUCUUGAUUGUUUAUUUGUGAUUCUUGUUUCUUGUAUUUUCUUGUUGGUUUUGAUUUAUAGUUUGGGAAUUUUCUCUGGAAAAAUCUUGGUACAAGAUUGUUUUAUGUAUAAGUUUUUUUAUUGACUGACUGAAACUGUACAGGAAAAAUGCUUGGGAGCACUAAUUAGUGCUCUCACUAAUUAGGUGGCAGUGGGUCCUGCCAUUAAUGA
This is a messenger RNA of Camellia sinensis, 1785 nucleotides long. The record is from RefSeq and is a predicted model, not a curated record. NCBI's taxonomy places the organism in Eukaryota, Viridiplantae, Streptophyta, Magnoliopsida, Ericales, Theaceae.